AUGGAGGACCGUGCGGCAAAAGCGGAGCGUGCACGCAAACAACUGUAUAGGCACCGUGAGAUCCAACGUCGGAAACGCCAAUCAUUGCUUCUCGAACCUGCACCCAGCGCCGCUGAAUCAAACGCGGUUUCAUCCCAUGCGCCUGCGUCUCCCAAGGCAGCCACACACGAAACUUUGAUAUCACAUCCCAAGCCGCAGACACAGCUGCAGCCGCAGCCAGCUGUGGAGGCGCCAACGAGUUCUCAUGUCGAGAAUCCGCCGUCUGAACCUGCAUGUGAACCUGCUCACUUUGCGUCUGAACUAUGGUCAUCCGAUCAGCCAUUGGAACAAACGGCUGCUUUCGAUUUCGUACAACCAGAAGAGACGGAUGCGUCACACGGGAUAAAGAAUCAGCACCAGAUACCACACCCGACCGAGCCCGCAUACACAGAGCCGUUCAAUGCACCCUAUUCCGCCGAUGAUCGCUCGCUGCCUGCAGACGAUUACGAUAAACCUGCGGCACAGCUCACAGACGAGCCUGAGACUGUGCAGGAGGCUGAGCCAGCCACGGGGCUUUUUUCGUCGGCGUACGAGCCAGCCACGGACUCGGACUUUCUCUCAUCGACACGCCAUUCGUCCCUGGACUUGUUCCAUGCCAAUCCACACCUGCGAAAUCUGUACGCACCCAGUCCACAGCGCCCUAAAUCCAUGGACAAUUUCGCCGAAAGCUUCGAGGCUUCUGUUGACGAGCCGACCGUGCAUGACACACAAGAUGAACAGCCCAACCAUGCUGCCUCUUCUUUGUUUGCGACGGCCGACUCCGACAAAUCUGGCACACCAGCCACCACUCUCGACUAUGCUCCUGCCGUGAAUGAGUCUGCGCAGCGCGAGCAGGCAUACUCAAACGACGCAUACACGUAUGAUGAUGCCUAUUUGCAAGAUGAUGUGUAUGACCACAAUAAUGCCUAUGGAAAGGAUGGCGCAUUUGAAUUGGACGAUCCAUACGAGCAAGACUAUGCGUAUGGACACGACGAUGCGUACGGCCAAAACCAUGUCGAUGCACAUGAGUAUUAUGCCCCGCAUAAUUAUGGUCAUGACGAGCCUUACACAUCUGCGUACACCCAGGACUAUGCGCACGAUGUGUAUGAAGCAACCGCUGACCCCAGCUCCGAGUAUCACUCCGAUGGCCACUUCGAUGAUCCCGCCACAUUUGAGCUGCAUGAUCCACACGAUGCGUUGCCUACUGCACAGGACUUUGAUCCCGAGCACAUGCUCGAGCCCAUUUCCGAACAGAGCCAAGAGUCCAAUACCACACCACCGUCUUCAUCGUCGCCGAAACUUCAACACCCAAACACCGAUACCAAGGAUGCGCAGCAUGGCUCUGCUGAUGCAUCUGGUGCACCACUUGGCAGUGGGGCAGCAUCCGCUGACCACUUAUUUGACCAGCCAUUGUCGUCAAGUAACGACGCUCUCUUUGAAAUGCCUGCCUCAUCCACGGCACCAGGUGAUCCGCCUCACGUGGCAGAUCAACUCUUUGCCGAGAACGAUAUGCCCUCAUGGGAUGACGAUUCAGAUGAUAAGAACGUGCCGUCUGUAGCCCAAGAGGAUCCAGCAUAUGCUACCUCCGAGCCGUGCACCAAACGAUCCGCCACGGCCGACUCUGCAUCAGAGCCUGUCGCAACGGCAUCUGCGCCUGCCUCUUCAUCACACCUUGACGAGCUUUGCACACAACUCUCCAACCUGCAGCUUGCUCAUGACGCCACGCAGACCCAGCUGACGUCCGUGCAGGCAGAGUACAAGUCCUGUACAGACCAGCUCCACACCGUCACGGCCAAGCUCGAGGCAUUGCAAGCGGAUUACGCAACCCUUCUUGCCGCACACACCUCGUUAAAAGCGGAGCGCGAUGAUCUAUCCCAGCAAUCUGCUACCGCUGCAAAGGAGCAUAACGACCAAGUGGCGCAUCUUGAGACAGAGCUUGCCAAGCUCCAAGAGGCGUCUAACGCGUCACGUGAGAGGGAGUCGCAAUACAUUCAGACCAUCCAAGCCUUUGAGGAGGAACAGCAGCGGCGGCAGUCCGAGAAUACGUUGGUGCCCGUCUCAGCAGCGGCAGACCAAGGCCUACCGAGCCGCAUCGAUGAAGCACGGCGCAGCCUAUCGGGUACACAUGGACGAACGCACAAACGCAGUGCAACGACAUCAGCAGCAGCGCCACGCCUUCCUCCUCUCGCGGAGCAAGAGCUCAGUGUGCAACUUCCUCGGCGACAGCCAACCGACAAGCCGCGAAUGCGCCGUAAUCCCGAUAUGCCAGCGAGUCAGCAGCACCAGCGGAAGACGAGUCUCUCCAUGCUUCGUGCACGCAUGUCGUCAGAUGCCUCAGACGCCACUCCCUUUACGCCCUCACUCCCCACGCGGAAACUAUCCAUCGUGCAGACGGGUGACGACAACGUCGCGAGCUCUGUGCAGAACCGUGUCGACAUGGCACGGACACAGUCCAAUCAGUUUUCUCAAGAUGCGCUCUUGUUCUGCAGUUCGUGCAAGGGCGAUUUGAUCAUUGUCUAA
Messenger RNA from Malassezia globosa CBS 7966, 2538 nucleotides. RefSeq lists its product as uncharacterized. The transcript has a single exon. The record is from RefSeq and is a predicted model, not a curated record. The coding region runs from base 1 to 2538 and encodes 845 amino acids. Lineage: Eukaryota; Fungi; Basidiomycota; Malasseziomycetes; Malasseziales; Malasseziaceae.